UAUAAUAAUGAGAAGAGGGAUACGUGUGAAUGCCAGCCGCUAAAACAGUGAUGACGAGAGAGAGAGGAGCCACCAAAAACUCAAAAAGGAACCCUCACGACUCGCGACGUCGGGUGAGUAGUCGGUUGAGCUGACGUGUGGGUCCUUGGAUUUGUCGAAAUCAACAGCAGCCCGAAAAGGGCUUUGAUUUAUAUUUACAGCUUGUCAAUCCAAAAAGCAGCCACUGUUCGUUUUCUUUAAAUUACUCCGUAUCUUCUUAUUAGAUGAAACUCAAAGCAAACUACUUGAUUGGUCUGCACGUUACCGCAUUAUAAAUGGAAUUGCUCGAGGGCUUCUUUAUCUUCACCAGGACUCUCGGCUCAGAAUCAUCCAUAGAGAUCUCAAACUCAGAAAUAUUUUGCUUGACUCGGAUAUGAACCCAAAGAUAUCAGAUUUUGGCAUGGCCAGAAGCUUUUGAGGAAAUCAGAUGGAGGCAAACACAAACAGGAUAGUUGGAACAUAUGGCUACAUGUCUCCAGAAUAUGCAGGGAACAGCAUGUUUUCAAUUAAAUCUGAUGUAUAUAGCUUUGGUGUUUUAAUGCUGGAAAUUGUGUACGAGGAGAAAAACAGAGGAUUCGUCCACAAUGAACAUAGCAACAGCCUUAUUGGACAUGCAUGGGUGCUCCAUAAAGAAGGCAGAUCCCUGGAACUAGUUGCCAAUUGUUUAUGUGGAUCAAUCAAUGCAUCUCAAGUUCUGCGAUCAAUCCACGUGGGUUUGUUGUGUGUUCAACAUCGACCAGAAGACAGACCGCCAAUGACUUCUGUGAUUAUGAUGUUGGGGAGCGAGAGCCCAUUGCCUUUGCCCGAGAAACCAGGUUUUUUCAUAGAAAUUGUUACAGAGGAUGCCACACAUUCUUCAAGUAUGUAAUGGUUACAUAUGUAAACCGUUCAUGGUUCUGUUUCACAUGUGAUUGAUUUUUCGGAGAUCAUUUACUAAUUUGUUGAUAAUGUGGUUUUUGUUACGCUAUUUCAAAUGUCUGCACUUUUUUCUGUUUGUAAAACAUCAUAAGAAACAAUAUAUCAUGUUCUUAGACUUGUUUUCAGAAACAAUAG
Erigeron canadensis is the source of this 1092-nucleotide messenger RNA. RefSeq names its product G-type lectin S-receptor-like serine/threonine-protein kinase SD1-1. Gene Ontology annotation, molecular function: protein kinase activity; ATP binding. The record is from RefSeq and is a predicted model, not a curated record. NCBI's taxonomy places the organism in Eukaryota, Viridiplantae, Streptophyta, Magnoliopsida, Asterales, Asteraceae. Gene Ontology annotation, biological process: protein phosphorylation. Bases 467 to 907 code for a protein of 146 amino acids. The transcript is spliced from 4 exons.